UAAGCGAGGAUCUGGAGGCUCGACCAGUUGCUGUUUGGAGACGGAGUAUAUUUCGCGGUAUCCCACUCACGUGCUUGUUCCGAGAAAUUUACAGUCAUUGACCGAUAACUGGAUCCAGAAAAGGAUAGGAAAGGAUCAGAAGCUGGAGCGAUCGCGGGAGUCGGCAGUCGUACGUAGAAAGUGUUAAGAGAAAGAAGAUCUUCCAGACAUGGCCGUACCCACGGAACAUGCUGUUAAUGAGGCUAUACAGGUACUACCGUUGGUACUUUCGGAUGGCAUAAGACAACGGAAGAUCCAGCAGAAAUUGGCACAACUACAAUUUUCGGCCUCUACUAUAAGGAAGAUACAGGAUGUUUUCAUCUCGGAAAUGAAUAGAGGAAUUCAUCAACAGCCAUCGUCGCUGCAGAUGGAGAACACUUACGUGCCGGAACUUCUCGAUGGAACAGAAGAAGGCUUAUAUUUGGCGUUGGAUUUGGGAGGCACAAAUUUCCGAUUGAUUCUUUUGGAACUGGCCCAUGGCACACCUAUACGCGAAGAAGUGAAGAAAUACCACAUUAGCUUUGCUUUGAGAGUAGGCUCAGGGAUUCAUCUGUUUGAUUAUAUAGCAGAAUGCGUCAGCGAUUUCGUCAUUGCACAAGGUCUUCAGGAUGUAGAGCUUCCCCUUGGAUUUACCUUCUCCUUCCCGAUGAUUCAACAUUCGCUGGAUACUGGGAUAUUAGUGACUUGGACUAAAACAUUCAAUUGUCCCGACGUUGUCAACAAGGAUGUCGUUAGACUGCUUCGUGAAGCUUUGGAUCGUCGAGGAGACAUAAAGGUGAAAAUCGUAGCAAUUUUGAACGAUACCACAGGAACAUUGAUGCAAGGAUCAACCUUAGACCCGGAUACUGCAAUUGGACUUAUAUUAGGCACUGGUAGCAACGCUUGUUAUCUUGAACGAGCUGACAGAGUCAAGCACUGGGAGACUGAGAGACACGGAGAACGUGAAGUCAUUAUCGAUAUCGAGUGGGGUGCAUUUGGAGAUAACGGUGUUCUAGAUUUCAUAAAGACAGAUUAUGAUCGCGAAAACGAUGCGAAUUCGCUUAUGGUAAAUUCAUUUACGUUCGAGAAAUAUAUUAGUGGAGAAUACCUGGGUGAGAUAGUGCGAGUGGUGCUCGCAAAAUUAACCAAAGAAGGUCUUCUAUUCACAGAGGACCAUACAACUGGAUCUCUUUUAGUUCCGGGCAAUCUCACCAGUGAUUUAGUAUCUGAUAUUGAGCGAGACUCUGUGGACGGUGGUGAUAGGAAUACGAAAGAAAUUCUAAUGAAAUUCGGUAUCGUUCCGGACGAAGAGGAUGUUAAAGUUGUACAGUAUGUUUGUGAAUUACUGUCUAAUCGUGCGGCCCUUCUUGUUUCGUCAUGUUUAGCAGUUUUGUUAAAACGAAUAGACAAGGAUCACGUCACAAUUGCUGUAGAUGGAUCUCUCUACAAGCAUCAUCCUCGACUAGAAAUAUGGAUGAAACAGUAUAUUUCAUUGUUAGCUCCUGAUCAUAAAUUUAAGAUGAUUCAUGCCGAAGAUGGAAGUGGAAAAGGUGCUGCACUUACUGCUGCAAUUGCACGAAGGCUGCAGAAAAGAUUAAACUAGUACUAGCUGAAAAUUUCAAAUAUAUUGUCGUACUGAUCGACAUUUAGCCUUUUAUGAAGUUUUA
Molecule: messenger RNA, 1685 nt
Organism: Eufriesea mexicana
Lineage: Eukaryota; Metazoa; Arthropoda; Insecta; Hymenoptera; Apidae
Product: hexokinase-1
Exons: 10
Coding region: 209-1621 (470 amino acids)
Biological process (GO): intracellular glucose homeostasis; glucose metabolic process; glucose 6-phosphate metabolic process
Cellular component (GO): cytosol; mitochondrion
Molecular function (GO): fructokinase activity; ATP binding; D-glucose binding
Source: RefSeq, a predicted model, not a curated record